Urocitellus parryii (Arctic ground squirrel) is the source of this 2693-nucleotide messenger RNA. RefSeq names its product calpain 5 (gene Capn5). Gene Ontology annotation, cellular component: cytoplasm. The record is from RefSeq and is a predicted model, not a curated record. Gene Ontology annotation, biological process: proteolysis. Lineage: Eukaryota; Metazoa; Chordata; Mammalia; Rodentia; Sciuridae. Gene Ontology annotation, molecular function: calcium-dependent cysteine-type endopeptidase activity.
UGAUGCCAGAACCCGAGGCCACAGCGCUGGCCGGUCCAGUCUUGCUCCAGUGCCUGCUUGGUGAACGACCUCCCAGGAGUCCGGCUUGAGCCGCGGCGGCGCGGCAGGUGUUCUGCCUCCCCCUGGGGCAGCGGCCACCAUGUUCUCCUGCGUGAAGCCUUAUGAGGAUCAGAACUACUCGUCUCUGAAGCGGGCCUGUCUGCGGAAGAAGGUGCUCUUCGAGGACUCCCACUUCCCCGCUACCGAUGACUCGCUCUACUACAAGGGCAGUCCAGGGCCCACUGUCCGGUGGAAGCGGCCCAAGGACAUCUGCGAGAACCCCCGCCUCUUUGUGGAUGGCAUCAGCUCCCACGAUCUGCACCAGGGACAGGUGGGCAACUGCUGGUUUGUGGCAGCCUGCUCUUCACUCGCCUCCCGUGAAUCGCUGUGGCAGAAGGUCAUCCCAGACUGGAAGGAGCAGGAGUGGGACCCUGAGAAGCCCGACGCCUACGCUGGCAUCUUCCACUUCCACUUCUGGCGCUUUGGGGAGUGGGUGGACGUGGUCAUUGAUGACCGGCUGCCCACAGUCAACAACCAGCUCAUCUACUGCCACUCCAACUCCCGCAAUGAGUUCUGGUGCGCUCUGGUGGAGAAGGCCUAUGCCAAGCUGGCGGGCUGUUACCAGGCCCUGGACGGAGGCAACACAGCAGAUGCACUGGUGGACUUCACGGGCGGCGUUUCUGAGCCCAUCGACCUGACGGAGGGGGACUUCGCCAAUGACGAGGCCAAGAGGAACCAGCUCUUUGAGCGUGUGUUGAAGGUGCACAGCCGGGGAGGCCUCAUCAGUGCCUCCAUCAAGGCUGUUACAGCAGCCGACAUGGAGGCACGCCUGGCGUGCGGCCUGGUGAAGGGUCAUGCUUAUGCUGUCACCGACGUCCGCAAGGUGCGCCUGGGCCAUGGCCUGCUGGCCUUUUUCAAGUCAGAGAAGCUGGACAUGAUCCGCCUACGCAACCCCUGGGGCGAGCGGGAGUGGAAUGGUCCCUGGAGUGACACCUCAGAAGAAUGGCAGAAAGUGAGCAAGAGUGAGCGGGAAAAGAUGGGUGUGACCGUGCAGGACGAUGGCGAGUUCUGGAUGACCUUCGAGGACCUGUGCCGCUACUUCACCGACAUCAUCAAGUGCCGCCUGCUCAACACAUCCUACCUGAGCAUCCACAAGACGUGGGAGGAGGCCCGCCUGCGCGGCGCCUGGACUCGGCACGAGGACCCUCGGCAGAACCGCAGCGGGGGCUGCAUCAACCACAAGGACACCUUCUUCCAGAACCCGCAGUACAUCUUUGAGGUCAGGAAGCCGGAAGAUGAGGUGCUGGUGUGUCUCCAGCAGCAGCCGAAGCGGUCUACCCGCCAGGAGGGCAAGGGCGAGAACCUGGCCAUUGGCUUUGACAUCUACAAGGUGGAGGAGAACCGCCAUUACCGCAUGCACAGCCUGCAGCACAAGGCCGCCAGCUCCAUCUACAUCAACUCGCGCAGCGUCUUCUUGCGCACGGACCAGCCCGAGGGCCGCUACGUCAUCAUCCCCACCACCUUUGAGCCAGGCCACACUGGCGAGUUCCUGCUCAGAGUCUUCACGGACGUGCCCUCCAACUGCCGAGAACUGCGCCAUGAUGAGCCCCCCCGCACCUGCUGGAGCUCCCUGUGUGGCUACCCCCAGCAGGUGACCCAGGUACAUGUCCUGGGGGCUGCUGGCCUCAAGGACUCCCAGACAGGGGCUAACUCUUACGUGAUCAUCAAGUGUGAAGGGGACAAAGUCCGCUCAACUGUGCAGAAAGGGACCUCCACACCUGAGUACAAUGUGAAAGGAGUCUUCUACCGCAAGAAGCCAAGCCAGCCCAUCACUGUGCAGAUCUGGAACCACCGAGUCCUGAAGGAUGAAUUCUUGGGCCAGGUGCACCUGAAGGCUGACCCGGAUGACCUCCAGGCCCUGCACACCCUCCACCUCCGAGACCGCAGCAGCCGGCAGCCGAGCGACUUGCCAGGCACCGUGGCUGUGUACGUCCUCAGCAGUGCCUCCCUCACAGCUGUCUGAUGCCUGCCCAUCUACCGGCCCCAACAGUCUCACCACCACCUGCAUGUCCCCACCAGACUUGGGACCAGCCUGGGAGCCAGAUGCUGGGGUCCUUUUCCACUCUUUUACUGACUUGGUGUGUGACUUUGGUAGAUCUCUACCCUUCUCUGGACCUCAGUGUCCUGAGGGCCCCAAAGCAUUCCCUCCUUGUUGGGGAGUCCCCUCCCCACCCCAGCUGUCACCACUGCUAAAGGACUCUAUCCGUUGAAAACAUUUUCCCCAGGCUCUGCUGUCUGCCGAGGAGUGCCAAGAAGAUGUCACUUGUUUACACACAAAUUGCCAUGUCCCCAAGCCCCAUGUGUCCUGCCCCUUGUUUCCCAGGCCCACCUCAGUCUCCCAGAAUUCACUUUUUCUGUCACCUACACUUGAUUUCCAAGCUACUUUGAAAGAGCGCUUGCUAGGCACUUGCUGGGGUUCUGCUCAGGCUGGAAUUUGGGACAUGUGCAGGUGAUUCCUGUUCGUUCUCUGAUCCUGUUCACUCAGCCAUCCAUCCCCCGCCCCAAAUGAAGAAGCAACGCUCACAAGUCAACAGGUGAAGGGAACCACCCAGCCCCCACCUUGGGCCUCUGUCUUCAGGUCCCCCAGAGGCAGA